Messenger RNA from Chara braunii, 2325 nucleotides. NCBI's taxonomy places the organism in Eukaryota, Viridiplantae, Streptophyta, Charophyceae, Charales, Characeae. The record is from the annotation of a GenBank genome assembly.
GCACGGUAACUUCUGCGCCGCAAGGUACAGCGCCAUCGCGGCUCGGUGGUUUCUCCAUCCUUCUCUCGGGGUAACUUCCGAUGGGAGGGAAGGAGAAAGCCUAUCUCACCAUAGCUGGUCUGGGUGCGUGCCUACGGCGAAAUACCGUAGGACAGGCUGUGUCGGACGCAUUUGGUCCGAUUCUCAAAGAGUUCCCUGCUUUUAAUGACAAGCUCUGUCCGGAUCUUAUCAAUAUUCGGUUCGAUCUGGAAUCUGCGGCCCGCCUCAAAUACAAACGAUAUCUGAUUGUAGACCUAGGUCGAUUUGGGUAUGUCGAGAUCGAAGUCAUCUGCGCUGAAACACCCUGGUGCCCAAGUUGUCGCAGGUACUUCCACUCGGAAGGUGAUCCCGAGUGUCAAGCAUUGAAGAAGAAGACUUUCUCGCAGGUUCUUAAGCAGGGUGGUCGGCCGCAACCCAAGGACAAGGGAGGCGAUGGGGGGAAGGGAGGUGAUGGAGGGAAGGGGGGAGGAUCCAAGGGAGCAGACGGAGGGGGGGGCGGGAGGGUUGGUAACAAGGCGAGCAAGGAAGACGGGAAGGAAAAGGGUAAGGAUGGAAAGCCGGGAGGAAGUGACGAAGGGUCCGGCAAUAGGCCAGGCGGCGAGAAAGGGCCGGCGGUGGUCAAGGAUGGCGGGAAGGAUCGGGAUGUGGUGAUGAAGGAGGGGGAUGAUAGGAAUAAGGAGAUGGAAAAGAGGGAGAAGGCGCCUGUUGGGGAGAAGGAAGGAGGGAAAGAGGUUAGUAGGGAAGAGGACAUAGCCAAGGGGAAGCGGCCGGAGGGGCGAUUAGGAGGGAAAGAUGCGGGAAACGAUGCUGGUUUGCUAGAUUUAGGUAAUAAUUCUAAAACUCAGGAUCGGCAGGUUAAAGAGAAUGACUUGUCUGUAAAGUAUGCUCAGUUAGACAAAGGGGAAGAAAUCACUGACAUGGAUGAAGACAAGCAGUUGGCGAGGGAAAAAAGGAAAAGAGAUGACCCUCAACACGAUGAGGAGUUAGACCCAUUCUCGGAUGAUGAAGUUCUGGAAGCAAGCAAAGCGCUGGUUAUUUACAAGUGCGAAAAGGACCCAUUUUUCUGCCCUUCCCGCCCCUCCUCCUCUCCCAGCCCUGACUCGUGUAAUGAUGUGGACGACGACGAUGACGUAGGAUACGUCAGUUCGGACAAAGAGGAAGGAGAAGAGGGGGAGGGGGAGGAGGGCGCUGGGUUUUCUAUCCUGUAUGGUGCAGGCUCCCCGGCAGUGGAUCGGAGAGAGCCGAAUGUGAAAACUUUCCUUAACCAGGUGUAUGAAGAAGAAGGAGAGGGGGGCCCCCCGGUCCAGUUGAAAGAGCAGGAGGUGCCUUCCCCGUGGAGCAGGAUUUCUCCCUGCUCCUCGGUGGAGAUAUACGAGGACUGCUAUGACGGCAAGACGGACGGGGGGACUUCGGGUGAUUUGUAUGAAAGGCCUGGUCCGCCUACGGAUCAGAAACCAUCCUCCCCCGGUUUAGAUUCGUUCCUCUCCCCAGCUAAGAAAGCGAAACCCGCGACUCGCAAGGAAACAAAAGCAACAAGGAGAGCCAGGGUGGGCAAGGGCUCGGUGCUGAAGGGAGGGAAUACUCAGUCGGCCGGACUGAGCAAUCUCGCUCUUUCCCACGCCCUGCCCAUGCAAACGGUCUCCAAAGUAGCCGGAUCGAGGGACAAACUCACGAAGGUUGCUGUACCCAUAAUUUGCUCACAUUCCCCCGAUGGUAUAAUGUUCCUCACGACAAUUGCCCAUGAUGAUUGCUUGGCCCUUCCCUCCUUCUCCGCGUCUGGUCCCCCAGCGGAUGCAGAAUUGACAAGGUGGGUGGACCGACAGACGCUGCACGAUCAAGGAUCUAGCAAGCCAAUACGUAAGCCUAAGAGGACCAGGCUCUUGGAAGCCAAUUCUCAAGGCUCUACUUUUGCGAUCCACGUUUCAUUCAUGGCUCUGCAAGCUGAUCCCCUGCAAUUGGCCAAUCUGCGCAAGCUUAAGGUUCAUUGGUUACCUCUCUCCCACCUUUUGGAUGUCGAGAUAGACACUCUCAAGGAUAUAGCCAUAGUGGACGAAAUCUCAGUGGUUUCCAUCGCCCAAUGGAUUACUCAGUCGGAUACCGCUGAUUACCUGACAAGUCCCACCUUCGCGGACAUCCUCAGCAAGAAGCAAUCCCCGCCCAAGCAGAACUUGAAGAUGAGCGUGGGAAUUGAUACCAAGUGAACCAUCCUCCAAGCUCCGAAAUAGCACUUCCUCCCGCAUCCAAUACCCACGCAGCAAGGGCCCUGGAAAUGGCCUUGCCCAGAAG